This is a messenger RNA of Triticum turgidum subsp. durum (durum wheat), 1152 nucleotides long. The record is from the annotation of a GenBank genome assembly. Lineage: Eukaryota; Viridiplantae; Streptophyta; Magnoliopsida; Poales; Poaceae.
AUGUCCAUCACCACGUCCUCCACCCCGCCCGCGAUCCUCGACAUGCCGGCUCCCGACGUCGCCAGCAAUGGCGCGCGCGCGGCGAGACGGAGGAGGCUGCUGUUGUGCGCCAACUACGUUGCCCUGCUCGGCGGCUCCGUGGCGUCCAGCCUGCUGUCCCGCUACUACUUCGCGCACGGCGGCCGCGAUCGGUGGGUGGCAACGCUGGUGCAGUCGGUCGGGUUCCCGGUGCUGCUCGUGCCCGUCUACGCCGGCCGGCCCGCCGGGCAGCCCCGGCCGUUCGCGUGGUUCACGAGGCGGUUGCUCAUGGCGUGCGUAGUCAUCGGGGUGCUCAUGGGGGUGAACAACCUGCUCUUCUCCUACAGCUCGUCCUACCUGCCCGUGUCCACCUCGUCGCUGCUGCUGUCGACGCAGCUCGCGUUCACGCUCGUGCUCGCCGCCGUCAUCGUGCGCCACCCCGUAACCUUCUCCAACCUCAAUGCCGUCGUGCUCCUCACCCUCAGCUCCGUGCUGCUGGCGCUGCGAUCGUCCGACUCGGCUGAGCAGCCCGACGGGGGGAGCCGGACGAGGUACUUCAUCGGCUUCGCGGUGACCCUGGGCGCGGCGGGGCUCUUCGCGGCCUACCUGCCUGUCAUGGAGCUGCUGUACCGCAGGGCCGUGUCCGGCGGGUUCCGGAUGGUGGUGGAGGUGCAGGUGGUCAUGCAGGCCGCGGCGACCGCGCUGGCGGUGGUCGGACUGGUCGUGGCCGGCAGGUGGGGCGAGGAGCUGGCGCGGUGGGACAAGUCGCCGGCGGCGUACUGGGUGCUGGUGGCCGCGCUGGUGGCGGCGUGGCAGGCCUGCUUCAUGGGCACGGCCGGGAUGGUGUACCUCACGUCGUCGCUGCACAGCGGCGUGUGCAUGACCGCGGUGCUCACCGCCAACGUGAUCGGCGGCGUGGUCGUGUUCCGCGAUCCGUUCGGCGCGGAGAAGGGCAUCGCCACCGUCCUCUGCAUCUGGGGAUUCUCCUCCUACCUGUACGGGGAGUACAGCACGCGGCAGAAGCAGCAGGAAGGCGACGGUAAGGUGGCCGCCGCGUCCACCGGAGGCGACUCGGACAAGAGUGUUACAAGUGGCGACGUUGGUGAGGGAGGGGGUGCAGUUGAAACCGUUUGA